Messenger RNA from Jaminaea rosea, 2339 nucleotides. Its product is annotated as MFS general substrate transporter. Gene Ontology annotation, molecular function: sucrose:proton symporter activity. The record is from RefSeq and is a predicted model, not a curated record. Gene Ontology annotation, biological process: transmembrane transport. The coding region runs from base 80 to 2296 and encodes 738 amino acids. Gene Ontology annotation, cellular component: membrane. The transcript is spliced from 2 exons. NCBI's taxonomy places the organism in Eukaryota, Fungi, Basidiomycota, Exobasidiomycetes, Microstromatales.
CAACUUGACAUCCGAUCCACAACUGCCAACUGCCCAUUGCCAACUCCCGACUCGUCCUCACCACGCACGCGCGCACCGCAUGGCCCCACCACGCUUCUGGCGCAGCAGGUCGCAGCGAUCCGUCGAGUCGGCCCAGCUGAGCGUGCCCUCGAGCGUGGCAGGUGCAUCCGCGUCGACAUCCACGUCGACAUCGAUUGCAGAGCACGCCCAGCACGCGCACACACUUCCACAACCGCAGACCGCGAGCAACGCCUCAUCCGCUCUGACCAUCCGUCCAGGCCAGACGACGCCCACGCCCACGCGUCAAGCGCAGACACAGACGCAACAACCGGCUCGCGCCUCGACGCCGCACCUCAUCCUCCUCACCCUCUCCCUGUUAGGAGCCCAACUCGCCUGGUCCCUCGAGCUCUCCUACGGGACCCCCUUUCUCCUCUCCUUGGGCCUCUCCCCCUCCACCACCUCCCUCGUAUGGCUAGCGGGGCCAGUCUCGGGCAUGGUGGCUCAGCCCAUCGUGGGUCAAUUGAGCGAUGCAUCCCCGCCAGGAGCGCGAUGGCGACGUCGUGGCUGGAUGCUGGGGAGUACGGCAUGCAUCGUUGUGGCGACGCUCAGCCUUGCGUACUGCGAGCCCGUGGCAGAGGCGAUUGUAGACUUUUUUGCUGUGGGGCUGGGAGAUUGGGACCCGCAUCGCGUGAGGGCGGCGAGGGAUGUGACCAAGGUGCUGGCAGUGGGGGCCUUUUGGUUGUUGGAUUUCGCGCUCAACGCCCUGCAAGCAGCGAGUCGCUCCCUGAUCUUGGACAAGGUGGAAGGCAGCGAUGUGGAUCGAGGCAAUGCGUGGAUGGGGAGGAUGACGCAUGUCGGCAACAUCCUCGGGUACACCUGCGGCUUCUUGAACCUCUCGCGCCUCGCGUUCCUCCAGCCCCUCGGCGGAGAUCAGUUUCGCAAGUUCGCAGUCAUAGCCCUCGUCGGGCUGGUUCUGUGCGUGGGCAUCACCUGCACGUUUGUACACGAGGGCAACCUAGAGGGACACUCAGCGCAAGACCAAGGGCAAGCGCAGCAGCAGCAAGGCUCUACUUUUUCCUCUUCUGCCCACCCGAAACAUACCGGCGACGAGGACUCAGAGCGCAACCGCUCCCCUCUCACCGCGCUGCGCGUCUCCCUCUCCUCCAUCUGGUCUACCCUCAAGACGCUCCCCCGCCCCAUCCGGCGUGUAUGCCUCGUACAGCUCUUUGCAUUUCAGGGCUGGUUCCCCUUUCUCUUCUACGCGACUACCUGGAUCGGCACAUUCGAGCCGCGCGGGACGGGUCGCACGAGGCGGGAGGAACGAGAGCGACGCGGUACGGAGGGGAUGUUGCUGUUCGCCCUGGUCAGCUUGGUCGCUGGGAGUGCUCUGCCCCUCAUCUCGCUCGGGCAAAGGCGCAAGAACACGUCGUACGUGGACAAGAUGGUGCGUCGCCUACUCGGAGGACGGGGCGGCGUAACAUUGCGCACCCUUUGGACUUUCUCGUGCCUCGCCCACUCCCUCCUCUUCCUCCUCCUCACCUUCCCUGCCUCCAACACACGGCACGCCCUCCUCCUCGUAGCCCUGACGGGUAUCCCCUGGGGAAUAGCCUCUUGGGUUCCCUUUAGCCUGGUGAUGAGCUUCGUACGCGAGGCGGAACGUGGGACCAGUCCGUACGAGUUUGAGGGGGACGCCUGGGCUGCGGCGCGGCAUGGGGCUGGGGGGGAGGAGAGGACGAGGGAGGCGUUGCUGGAUUGUGGGGCUUUGCAAGCGGGGAGUGGAGAUGGGCGCACGACGUCGGGGAGCUUUGUGGCGAGGGGAAGCGAGGUGAUCCGGCCUGUGGGAGCGGCGGGCAGUCAGGGCGGGGCGCAGCUGCGCAGGGUGAGUGGGCUGGACCAAGACGCAGCGGGCGAGGAUGACGAGGAAGAGCAGGAGCGGGAGCGCGGGGAGCACGCACCACUCCUCGGUCAUGAGAGCCCCAACUACCGCGACGCCAUCGACGAGGCGCGCGCAGGCGCAGGCGGGACGAUUCUAGGUAUCCACAACCUGAGUAUCGUCCUUCCCCAAUUCCUCGUCGCAUUUAUCGCUUCGAUCAUCUUUGGGUUCUUCAACGGCGCGGGGGAAGGAGGAGGAGAUGGGGGAGGAGGGGAUGGGGGAGCCCCCGGUGUGGUGUGGGUGCUACGUUACGGCGGCUUGGCUAUGUUGCUCGCCGCAGGGUGUACGAGGCUGGUUCCGCUGGUCGAGGGGGAGAGGGAGGCACGCGCGCGCAGUAGAGGGAGGGCGGGUUCAUCAGAUUGAUGAGAUGUUGGCGUCUCGUGACAAGAAAUCAUCUUUUGCCAUC